Messenger RNA from Folsomia candida, 6105 nucleotides. RefSeq names its product guanylate cyclase 32E. Lineage: Eukaryota; Metazoa; Arthropoda; Collembola; Entomobryomorpha; Isotomidae. Gene Ontology annotation, biological process: receptor guanylyl cyclase signaling pathway; intracellular signal transduction; protein phosphorylation. The coding region runs from base 966 to 5441 and encodes 1491 amino acids. The record is from RefSeq and is a predicted model, not a curated record. Gene Ontology annotation, molecular function: ATP binding; protein kinase activity; peptide receptor activity. The transcript is spliced from 32 exons.
GUGUAUCUCACGUCCCAGGAUACGCUCUGCUGACAACUAGCACUUCCACUACGGAGCUCAACUCUUUGACAAACCAAUUUCAAUAUUUAUUUAAAGCUGUCCAUUUACUUUCGUGUUCUCGUCGUCGUCUCACGUUUCUCGACUUGCUUCCAUUUUACAGCCGACAUUUGUCUUUGACAAAAUCUUGUUUUCCCAAGGGUCGCGAAAUUAGUACAGUAGUUUCUUCAAUAAAUGAGAUCAAAGUCGUCUCAAGAUAAAACUGCUGUUACGUAAUCGCAGCAACUUAUCAUAUCCGGCAUUUGUCUCCUCAGUUUUCACCAAUUUGACGUUGACAAAUUCUAAUUAAGAUCGUCUCAAAUUGGCCCCGUCACCUGUUGCGCAUCGCCCUACUUAAAUUUUUCAAGUAUUUCGAAAAAAAUAUUUGGUAAACUCAUUACUAAAACUUAUUUUGGCAAUCGACCCCUUUUGUGUCGACACAAUUUAUUAAUCACGUCACUCAUUGACUUGUGCUGUCAUUUCGUAUCUCAUCUCAUCAUUCCUUUCCUCUAGAGACGACCAAGUUGAGACGAAAAACUGUUUUUAUUAGUAAAAAAAGCAGAGCCUCUCACUCAGCAGUGCCAAAGUUGAGACUCGAGUACAAAAUAGAUACAGAUAGGAAAAUUAAGUAAACAUUAGUUUUCCAUUUAGUGCAUGCAAAAUCAAAAUGUGAAUUUAUUUAUUUAUUCGAACAUCAAACUCUUAGCUGAGAAUUUUUGGGUUACCAAUAAAACACCCCAAGUCAUCCGUAUCACCCAAUCCAAUCUACUGAUUUAUAAGAGUGAUUGAGAAAAAGUGACAUUUUAUGGUUCCGAGAAGACCAGAAUUAACAUAGGUACAUAGAUGCAAAGAAUGUGAAUUACAAGAUCCAGUAUCAUCGCACAAAUCUCAACUUGUACUUGUACUUGAUCAACGGAUGAGAUAAGAUCAUGAUGAAGCCUGUCCUUGUCAGGGCAGUGGCCUCCUCCUCCGGAUCAAAUAUUCUCCGAGAAUCUCAAAAGUAUAAGAUAUUGGCAUUUAUCAUCUUUUUUAUCGUCGCAACGUCGUCGUCAACCUCUGCUGUGAUUUCUUCUGACUCGCAUAAUAACCCAACUCCACCUCUCUCAUCAUCCCCACCAGUCCCACAUAAUGUACAAUCAAGUAGGAAGUCUGAGGAAACUGAUAUGGCCCGGAAAUACAAAUACGGAGAAGUAAUCGAGCUUCGGGAUGGAGGAAUAUCCGACAAAAAUCCAGCUAUCCAGCUCAAAAUGCAAUCUUCCCAAAAUUCACAUCGUCAUCACAGCCUCGAGCCAAAAUUAUCGAGCCAAUAUCCGAAACGAUAUCGAGCUUUUGAAUCAUCAAAAGGUGUGAUCAGCUCAUCAUCAAGUCAAAAUCUUACCAAAUCUCAGACCAAGCUGCUUAGUCAAAUUAGUCUAUCGCCCAAACAAAGGAGGCUCAUCAGCGAGGAGACCGUGGAGAAGAAUUGGCGUCGGGGUGUGUCCCGCAUGGAGAGGAGUGCAAUGUCCAACUUUACCUAUCGGCAUACGGACUACAAGUGCAAAUGGGGAGAGGAAGACGAUCCACAGACCAAGAUUGAAAAGUAUUCCACCCUCUACGAGUACCUGACUUUCUCCGGGGCGCACAGCUUCAACGAAACAAUCACCAUCGGUUUCUUGUCCCCGUAUGUCAGAAACCCGUUCAGCUUGGGGGCAAUGCGACUCGCGGUGGAGAAAGUGAACAAAGAAGGCAUCCUCCCCGGCAGGACGUUGCAGUUUAUUGCUGCCGAUAUUGGAGAUUCCGAGUUGAUCGCAACAUCUCUGCCGAUCCGGAUGAUGACCGAGAUGAGAGACCGCGGUGCCAUUGCGUUCAUCGGUGGACCGGAAGACACUUGUCAAAGUGAAGCUCUUGUCAGCAGCGCUUGGAAUCUACCCAUGAUAUCCUACAAAUGCAGUGACCACCGCGUCUCGGAUAAAACGAUUUAUCCCACAUUUGCCAGAACGUUGCCACCCUCGUCAAAAGUGUCCAAGUCAGUCGUCGGUUUGUUGAAACACUUCAACUGGGACCAAAUCGUUCUGGUGAUGUGUCCUACAAAAAGGGAUCGUGAAUUUGGCGUGCUCGUGGAUGCUAUCACCGUACUCGCUCAAAAGCACAAUAUCAACAUAACGGACCACCACAACCUUCCAGACUACAUUCCUGAAAACUUUCCCGAGAUGGUGAAAAUUGUGGAGAAAACGUACGAAAGGACUCGAGUUUACGUAUUUAUUGGAGAACACGUCGCGCUUGUUCACUUGGUCCGGGCCAUGGCAGCUAAAGGGCUUUUCGACUUGGGAGAAUAUGUCGUCAUAUCGGUUGAUGAUAAUAGCAAUUUGACCAAGUCUUUCGAAGUUGAUUAUCUGGAUUCAUUCCUCGUUAAUGGAACAGUUGACAUGAUGCAGGCUGCGUAUCGAUCCGUGCUGAAGUUGGUACCUUCCCAUCCACAAACGAAAGAUUUUGCGGAAAUCGGACGAGUGGUUACCAAUUAUUCUGCAGCAUUUCCAUUUUGUAUCCCAUUUCAUCCCUUUAUAUCGCCAGAUGCGCAGGUCCCUGUCGAGGCAGCCUAUUUGUACGACGCGGUCAUGAUUUAUGCCAAGGCCCUAAGGGACGUCUUGGACAAAGGACAAGAUCCCCGAAACGGGAGCGCAAUUUUUGAAAAUAUUAAAAACCGACCUUAUCGCUCAAUACAGGGUUAUCAUGUGUUAAUUGACGAGAACGGCGAUGCUGAAGGGAAUUACACCGUGAUAUCAAUGUUACCCUUACUCGAGGACCAAGAUAAUACCACACCCCUUCCUCCCAGCAAUCAAUCAACGUCACCCCCACCUGCAUUCUCCGCGUGGUCCAACCUUCACCAUUCUCCUGGUUUCACCUCACGUCAAACCAGCUCCUACUACAAUUAUACGGACCCCGUGACCAACGUAACGAUCCGCAUGAGCAUGCAGCCGGUGGGAUAUUUUCAACAGGCCAUCAGUCCAUCGGGAAGUGGGGAUGACAUUGCUGUUUUCCAGUAUUUCAAUGAAUCCCGACCAAUUCAAUGGGUUGGAGGUUCCGCCCCGAGGACAGAGCCGAGAUGUGGUUUCGACAAUGAGAAAUGUGACACCAAACCGGACUGGAGGAUUGUUGUGAUCUCUUGUGUUUUCGGGUCUAUUUUCAUGGUCGCCGUCAUCUUACUCUACAAGCAUUACCGCUACGAACAAAAACUCGCUUGUCUCCUAUGGAAAAUUGAUAUGAAAGAUGUCAUCAUCAUACCCAUGGGUCCACUCGAGCCAAUCAGUGGAACAAAGAGCACGGUUGCCCUGUGUCGUCAACUUUUGGGAGCUGCCGUGGAUGCAGAUGCCCCAUUGGAACUGGCCUGCAAAAAGGCCUACACCAGGAUCGGGUUCUACAAAGGGAUGGUCGUCGCGAUAAAACCCAUUUACAAGAAAAAUAUUGAUCUCACGAGGAAUAUUCGAAAGGAGUUAAAACAGAUCCGUGAACUUCGGCACGAAAACAUAAUCCCAUUUAUAGGUGCGAGUGUGGAUCACGCGAAUAUUUGCAUUCUCACUGCAUACUCGGCCCGUGGAAGUUUGGAGGAUGUGCUGCAAAACGAAGAUCUCCAUUUGGACAAGAUGUUUCUGGCCUCCCUUGUAUUCGAUCUGAUUAAGGGGAUGAUUUAUCUCCACGAUAGUGAAAUCAUGUCACACGGGAAUCUGAAGUCAUCUAAUUGCUUGGUCGACUCGAGAUGGGUCCUACAAAUCUCAGACUUUGGCUUGAAUGAGUUCAAAGCUGGACAAGACGUAAGGCGAGAUAUCGGCUCCAGAAUCCGAGAGGAGCGGAAGUUACUCUGGAGAGCCCCGGAACUGUUGCGUGAUCUGUCCAGCUCUACGUCCAGGGGGACGCAGAAAGGUGAUGUCUACUCCUUCGGGAUAAUUCUGUACGAGUUGGUUGGCAGGGGUGGACCAUGGGGAAAAACCGGGCUGACAGUCUCAGAAAUAAUCGAGAAAGUGGGUCAUCCCAAAGAUAACGUGUAUCUUCGGCCACCAACUCAGCAACUCGAUGUGAGCGACACGGUUUUAAAAUGUAUGUUGGCGUGUUGGGAGGAAGAUCCCGAGUCCCGACCGGACUUUAGGUUUAUACGCGUCCGACUUAAGGAAAUGCAAACUGGACUAAAGCCCAACAUUUUUGACAAUAUGCUCUCUAUCAUGGAGAAGUACGCUUGCAACUUGGAAGAUUUAGUCCAGGAGAGAACGACGCAACUUAUCCAAGAAAAAACCAAGACUGAUGCUUUACUCCACCGAAUGCUUCCAAAGUCAGUGGCAGAGUCGCUGAAAAGAGGGGCACCCGUGGAAGCAGAAAGUUUUGACUAUGUGACAAUUUACUUCUCUGACGUAGUUGGAUUUACGAAAUUAUCUGCGGAAAGUACGCCCAUGCAGGUGGUUGAAUUGCUGAAUGAUCUUUACACCUGCUUUGACUCAAUUAUUUCGAAUUAUGACGUCUACAAGGUUGAGACGAUUGGUGAUGCGUAUAUGGUGGUUAGUGGGUUACCAAUCCGAAAUGGGAAUCAACACGCUGGCGAAGUAGCAUCCAUGUCUUUGCACUUAUUAGAUCGCAUUCGCAAUUUCGAAAUACAGCAUCGACCAGGAGAACGACUCAAACUAAGGAUUGGGAUCCACUCUGGUCCCGUCGUUGCUGGCGUCGUGGGGCUUAAAAUGCCUCGCUAUUGUCUGUUUGGGGACACUGUUAAUACCGCAUCGAGAAUGGAGAGUUCCGGUGAGGCGUUAAAAAUCCACAUUUCCGAAGUUACCAAAAACGUAUUGGAGGCGUUGGGAGGAUAUUAUUACACCGAGAGAGGGAUUAUACCAAUCAAGGGUAAAGGAGAAAUGCGAACGUAUUGGUUGACCGGAGAAGAUCCUUCAAAAUCCAGGAGGAAUUCCACCGAAGCGGAAGAAUCCGCUGCGACUAAUCUCCUUCUACGCAACAAUAAUUGCACGGAAUGCAUCUGUGAAUGUGAAAGUGGUCAGAGGGGUGAACCAGAGCAAAAUAUAUGUCCCAACAAAUGCUUGGCACUGGACGUGAACGGCGUUGCGGUUGGAGAUCAGCCAAACCAACUCAUAAACAUGCGACUUUUCAAACCUACUACGUGGUUGUUGGCAGAAUGCAACAAUGGAAAACUGGAUCACAUUGGCGGAGGCGUAAACAAGAAAACUAUUGGAAUCGGAGGACGGUAUGUGAGCUGUUCCAACGUGUUUCAAGAAUGCAAGGCGAGCAUUAUUAAGGAACUCAAGAAAACUGGAACCUCUCAUCCGUCAAAUAGGUUCCGAUCUGCUCCAAUAAUCACUUUCAUCGACACCUCCUCCAACCCAUUCACGGGAACACCGGGAGGUUUUCCAUACGAGGAACCAAAGUUUGUUUAAAAUCCCAUCAACAAAACAACAACGAUCUGCCAAGAAAAAUAUGGAGCAGACGGAAAGAAAGCGGUGCAUACUAUUUUGCAUAGAAAGUAAUAUUGGUUUGGCAUUUGGUGUCUCAUGACAUGAAUUUUUGUUGAUUCUACACAAACCAUUUAAAAAUAUUCUCUCUCAAUGUCUCAAACUUUAUAUUUAAUUAUUUACAAAAUGCAACAAACCGAAUCCGAAUUCCACAUUUUACUAUGCGACUGAUGCAUACUGUGAGUAAAAUGUAGUUACAAACUUAUGUAGUUAGAUAAAAUUGUUGUAGGAAAUAGUGGAAAUUAUAUAUUUUAGAAGAUACAUAUUGAUAUUGAUAUUAAUUAUCGUAACGUUGUUUUUGAACAAAUGUGAAGCAUGUACCUUGUCGUGGGUGAAAGUUGAUGUAAUAUUUACUAUAUAUGGUCGUUCGUACCUUCUCAAUGUGAUUAUUCAAGUAUUAUAUGAAAACUGGUACAAUUGUUAAAUUAAACUAUUGUGUAAAAAACACUGAAAAAAUAUUUGUGGAUAUUAUGAAAUACAUGUAUUACAUACAACAAUUGUAAAUUUGUAGUAGAGUAGAAGUAUUCAAUAUUAUUCGUAAUUUCUUGUGUAACAUGUGCAUAUAAUAAAAAAUCGUUUAAAAAUUGAA